UCAGUAGCAAUCAGAAUGUUUUUUGUUGAGGACGCACGGCUGCUGUCAUUUUUACUGUUGUUUUUGCCGUUGCGUAUAUAUAAACAAUAAAGAUUCGUAAAUCAUUUAAUUGAAUUAAAAACAAAAACAACAACGUUUGCCUCGUUCUAAAUUCAUCUCAUCAAAAGUUGACCAGAAAAUAUAUAUAGGGCAAACACAGCAAACGAGAGACAGAGAGAGUGAAAGAGAAAGCAGAUUCAAUUCAAUGACAAAAAGAAAUUACGCUUAAACCUUAAGGAUGACGACGGGCGAAUCCUCCUCCAGCAACAACUCCUACAGAUAUGGCAACAACAACAUAAAAAAUUCAUCCAUCACAACAACAGUUCCAGCAUCUGCCGCUGUCAAUUCUCAAUUAAUUUCAAUCGAUCUGGAAUCAUCAGAUUCUAAUGCAGAUAUAAUGGAUACAUCAUCCUUACCGCCCAAUCUCGAUGAUGAUUCAUUGGAGAGCGAUGUCCUUCUUAUCAAUAGCAAUGGAAAUCGUCGUACACCACGCUCCACAAGCAUGACCACCAACACCACCCACAGCAUAACCACUAGCAGCAGCAGCAGCACCACCACCAUGAACACCGCUUCCUCCACGUCAUCUUUUCGUGGGAAAUCUCGCAGUAAUUCCUGCUGGAUGCGUACAUAUGGGUUUAUAACGCGAAACUGGUAUUUAGGCUAUCUAGUUCCAGCUUCCAUACUUGGUGCUCUUCUAGUCAUUGGCUGGCUAACAAGGGAUUAUGCAAAGGAAUUGCUUUUCUGGAUUGAAACUCAAAAUCCAUGGAUAAUCUUUGCCAUAUUUAUGGCUCUGUUCACUCUUGUCUCAUUUCCCAUUAUUGUCGGCUAUUUUGUGUUACUCUUAACGGCUGGCUAUCUAUUUGGCUGCUGGCGCGGCUGGUUGACUGUGAUUUUGGGUGCAAAUGUUGGUAUUGCCAUUGCCCAUACCUUUAUUCGCAGCUGUCGCCAUCGGAUCCCAUUACAAAAAUUAAUCAAAAAUGAGACUGGACGUGCCAUAAUGCGUGUUAUAUCUGGGCCAAAGGCAUUUAAAGUGGUCUUCUUUACACGUCUUACUCCGAUACCCUUUGGACUGCAAAAUGUGAUAUUUGGUAUCAGUUCAAUUAACACUGCGGACUAUCAUGUGGCUACAUUAUUGGGUCUAUUACCAGCCCAGACAAUAAAUGUCUAUUUGGGAUCCACCUUGCGUUCGAUGCAUGAAGUUCUCAAUGAUAAUGAGACAAAAUUAACUGGCUACAUAAGCUUUGUGUUUGAGGUAAUUUGCGGUGUUUGUCUCAUGUUUUGGGUGAUACAGAAGGCGCGUAAAGAGCUCGCUGAUACUUUGCUCGCAGUCGAUUAUGCCAAUGAUAAUGGCAAACCACUGGAUAUACAAGUUUAGCAGUAGAACGAUCUACUGCACGAUUCAAGACUGCAAUAUUUAAAUCGAAUUAUGGUAAUUAAAUUACUUAAUUUUAGGCAAUUGAUACCAAAAAGAAAAAAAGAAGAAGAAAAAAAAAACACAAGAAGGGAAAUC
This is a messenger RNA of Drosophila willistoni, 1549 nucleotides long. Its product is annotated as transmembrane protein 64. The coding region runs from base 278 to 1414 and encodes 378 amino acids. NCBI's taxonomy places the organism in Eukaryota, Metazoa, Arthropoda, Insecta, Diptera, Drosophilidae. The transcript is spliced from 4 exons. The record is from RefSeq and is a predicted model, not a curated record.